CCAAAAUGGACGUGUACCAAGUUCCAGUCGUCGAUAUUGGCGCCCUCAUGGCGUUUUCAAACGAUAUCGAAGUCGAUUCCGCUCUACGAGAUCCAAAUCAUGGAGAUCUUGAAAAGACUAUUGGGCUGCUGCCAGCGAGUGGGGCUUCUUCUACAUCGCGAACCAUGGAUUAUCGGAGCAACAAGUCAGCGAAUUCCAGACUGCGUUGCGUUCUUUCUUCCGUCUACCGAAGGAAACUAAGCGUACCAUUCGACGUAGUGCCACGAACAACCGCGGCUACGUCGAGGGAGAGCUUACGAAGAACAAGACAGACUGGAAAGAGUGUUUCGACUUUGCUGGUACCGGCGAAGACGCCCCAGUCGCCGACGAACAUGAAAGGCUGGGAGAGGAUCGAAACCAGUGGCUUGAGGAGACGACCCUGCCAGGUUUUCGCACUGAAAUGCGCUCGUACUACAACAAGAUGGAGCACAUCGCCCGUCGUCUGCUCAAGGUGUUUGCAGUUGCGUUGGGUGAAGAGCCCGCGUUCUUUGAUCGUUUCUUUCGCUCCAAUGCGUCGAGCACGAUGAGGCUAAACCAUUAUCCUGUGGCUCCCGAACCAGAGAGGACCAUGGGUGUCUACCAUCAUACGGACUCGGGGGCGCUGACUAUCCUGAUGCAGGACGACGAAGUCGCGACGUUGCAAGUUCUUCAUCGAGAGUCACAGACGUGGGUCAACGUCCCGCCUCGUAAGGGAACGUACACUAUCAACAUCGGUGAUAUGAUGCAAGUCUGGUCGAACGAUCAGUUUGUUGCUCCACUGCAUCGUGUGCUGGCAAGUAACGAGGCUGAGCGUUUCUCCGCUCCAUUCUUCUACAGUCCGUCGUACAAUGUGCAGGUUGAGCCCAUUGUGGUCAAACUCGGGGACGUGCCAAACUACCGUCCGAUAAGUUGGCGCCAGUUUCGCUUGGCUCGAUUCAAGGGGAACUACGCGGAUCUCGGCAAGGAAAACCAGAUCGGCGACUACAAAAUUCACGGAGCCACCGACGUCGCGAACUCGUAGGUCCAGAGCACUACGGCAUCCAUACUAGUGCGUACCGAUUAAUGAUUGCCAUUCUCAAUGUAGUAUUUUUUCUAGAUCUAAAUUGAAUAUGUUGUAUGUGGACGUAUACAAAUCG
Messenger RNA from Phytophthora nicotianae INRA-310, 1154 nucleotides. RefSeq lists its product as hypothetical. The coding region runs from base 440 to 1039 and encodes 199 amino acids. Gene Ontology annotation, molecular function: dioxygenase activity. The transcript has a single exon. NCBI's taxonomy places the organism in Eukaryota, Oomycota, Peronosporomycetes, Peronosporales, Peronosporaceae. The record is from RefSeq and is a predicted model, not a curated record.